UACAUGAAGGACAUCACAGUGGCUCGCCCCACCACGGGCAGAAAGAGCGUCCUUCAUCAGGAUCUGCUCCCGGUCUCAGGAACACCAAAGGAUCAGGCCCUGACCCUGGGAGGUGUCACCAAGGCUCUUACAACCGCGUGGACUCUGGGACAGGCAGCUGGAGCCAGGUGGAGACGCGUCUGGCAAGUAAGAGGCCCCCGAGAAAGCCUUUGGGAUCAAGGAAGUCAGCAGGCCCAUCCCUGAGCAGGGCCAGUGCCCAGCUCGUGCUGGGAAGCUCCUGAGUCCCCCAGCUGGGAAGCAAUAUCCCUAAGGCUGCCAUGCGGACUGGGAGGUGACCCCAGGCACCAAAGCUCCUGGAGGACACGGCAGCCGGCUCAGGGGAAGGAGACAGCAGGUCAAAGGGAGGAGGAAGCAGUGGCCUGCCUGGAGGGCCAACAGCAUCAGGUGCCCAGGGGAGCAGCCCCAGCCGGGGGACUGGAUCCAGUUCAGGCUGGGGAAGUGUGGCAAUGCACCAGACAGAGGUCCAGGGAACAGCUGUGCGCGAAGCCCUCUGGCAGGGGGUCCCCACAUGCUGGCUGGUGGGACCCGGCAGCGACGGACCGAGAGGCAGCGUCCUUGCUGGGGGAGCCCUCGCAGCCCCUUUGUAGACCCCUCCCAUGGGAAGACAUCCUCUGGGCGGGCACCAGCACCCCGUCCUCCCCCAGGCCGCGCCCAGGGCCCAGAUGUGAUCAGGGGGCCCACACCAGUCCCUCACCAGUGGCCGUCCAAACAGACCUUCGCAGGACCCCUUAUGAGCCCACCUGGGGCCAGGACAAGAGCACUGAGGCCACACAGCGACGAGGGGUGGGCACCCCAGAAGUCAACCCGGCCGGCAGUGGAGACAGCGUGGUCCCGGCUGCCUGUCAUGUGGUGGCUUGCGAUGCUCACGUGCAGGGAGGAGGGAGGUGAGACUGUGACCUCCCCCGGCCAAGGUCAAGGGCACAGGGCAGGGGCAGGGAGGGUGGAGCAUACACCCUGUUCUGGCCUCCCCUGGCUCCCUCAAUCGGCUUUAUUAUCUGAAUCACAAUAUCAGGAUUUUAAUACUUAAAACAGAUUCGAAUUAGCGUAACUGGCCCUAAGUGGAAAUAAAUUCAUGUUAGUGCAUCAGAAGUUUCUCCAGACAAUUAGAACCUGAACUAAAUUGAAUUAAUAUCUGAUCUCUCCUCUUCUCACCCGAGAACUUGCUUUCCAGAAGGGGUGGGCACUCGUGUGGCCGUGGGCAGCAGACACACCCUUUCUGGAGGGCGGCACCUGGACCGGCCCACCGUGGGCUCUGGGAGACAGGGAGAGCAGGAGACAGAAGGGAAACUGAGGCACUCAAGGGCAGUGUGGCCAAAGCUGGAAGAGGGAGUGAAACAGGCUGACCACAGGCAUCCAGGCGGUUGUGGACACCAGACAGGGCGGCCUGGGGGCCCUUUGCCGGGUGGGCCGGCCAAGUCACUGCUGUGGACACAGGGCUGAUCUUUGGGUGCCACAGACAGGCUUUGAGGGGUCACCAGGCACAGGUCUGAGCCAGAUAGUUGCAUCCACAUCUAGCCUAACGCCCCUGACAAUCUCCGAUUGCAGGUGGAGGUGGCUGUGUCACACGUGGAGAAAACCAGAGGCCACGCCCAAGGUCACAGAGGGGCGAAUGGCCAACAGGGACCCCAUCCAGGGGCCCAGCCAGGAGGGGUGGAGCGUUCGGCCUUGGCUGGGGUGGAACGUUCUAGUGCUCUUCAGCAGCCAGUGGAGGGCUGGGCCAGGCAGUGCUCAAGCUGCAAAGUCCCAGGUGGAAAGACCUCAGCCCCUCCCCCAGGACCCCCCUCCCCCCCAUAUCCGUGGCCCCACUGAGAGCCCUUCCUCCCCGUCGGGGACCCCACGUGCCUGCGGCCCCCGCCUGGCCCAUUGCUCAGAAAGACUCUGUACACACGGUGGGUCCACUGUCCUGCCCAAGGUCAGCGCUGAGCCUGGAGCCUGUGUCUUCCAGUUUGGUUUGAUCAGGCCGCAGGUUUUUGAGGUGCAGGGUUUUGAAGGACGAAGAAGGAAGGUGAGGAGACCGGAGACACUCUGGGGCACAGGGGGUACGCGGGGAGCCCCAGAGGGCAGCCCCAAAUCUCCACCCGGGUGGGUCCCAGGGCCACCAGCAGGACUCACUUUGCCCCAUCCCUGCAGGGGUCUGGCGGGGAGGAACACCGCGUCUGGAGGGCCAUCCAGGGACCCCCAAACCAGCCUUUCUGGCCACUGGUGGGACAUCAUUGGUGUGGGGACGGUCAGACUUCUGGGUGCCGAGCCCAGACCCUUGGUCCCCUCUGACCCGCCUUUAUCAGAGCGACUCAGGGAGAAGCCAAGUCCACCGAGACCUUCACCACAAGGAGCGCUGGGGAUUCUUCUCAGGCCUUGGGAGCUUCUCCCAGACCAGCCGUGGGCCACCUGCACCCGCCUGCCACCCCCAACCAUGAAUGGAGCCUCACGCGGCCUGAGUCUGCCCAGGCCCUCCCCCUCCAGGCCACCUGCACUCCCACUUUGCAGAGGAGGACAUCUCGGGCUCAAAGAAUGA
Molecule: messenger RNA, 2575 nt
Organism: Leopardus geoffroyi (Geoffroy's cat)
Lineage: Eukaryota; Metazoa; Chordata; Mammalia; Carnivora; Felidae
Product: protein piccolo-like
Exons: 2
Coding region: 1670-2575 (301 amino acids)
Source: RefSeq, a predicted model, not a curated record